CGCAACUGCUGCAUCUCGUUCCGCAGCAACAAUGGCUACUAGCUGUCAGAUAUGGAGACCAGACCGAGGCUGGUGCUUUAAACACUACGGAAUAGUUGUCAUAUUGUUUAUGGACUUGGUCUUACAGUCUGUUAACGGAUACCUGAGUUCUCCUCAUGUUGGCCAAGAGCUUCCGUAUACCACAGAUGCCCAGCAUGGACCUGUCAUCACAAGCCCAGUGGUCCCUGCUGCUGCAGCCUCAGUGUCUCCAGAAGAUGAAGAGAGCUACACAUCCAAGUGCCCCAGUGGGGGAUUGUGUAGUCGCUUACCAGCUGAUUGCAUUCAAUGCAGUUACCAACACAACUGCACCUAUGGCAAAAAAGCCUCCUUUGCCUGUAAACCUAAAAAAGGGGUUCAUUGUAUAGGAGAGUCAGGGCAGGAGCUUUUCAACUUCUCCCUUACCAUCAUCUGUCAGUUCUGCUGGCAGCUGGACCCAUCUCUGUACCGUUGCUCAAACUCCACCAACUGCAUGACCGUUUCAUGCCCUCGCAAGCGCUACAACGCCACCUGUAAUGUCUUAGAGCACGUGCAUUGUUUAGGUAAAAGGCGGUUUCAGAAACGUUUAUUCUGUAACUGGACUGGUGGGUACAAAUGGUCAACAGCACUGGCGCUCAGCAUUACUCUUGGUGGUUUUGGAGCCGAUCGGUUUUAUCUGGGCCAGUGGAGAGAGGGCCUUGGCAAGUUGUUCAGCUUUGGAGGCCUGGGCAUUUGGACGUUGAUAGAUGUUCUUCUGAUCGGGGUCGGCUAUGUGGGGCCUGCUGAUGGUUCUCUGUACAUCUGAAGCAGAGCUCUGGAAAUACAUCUGGUUUGUGAUUUCUUCCGCCUCACACUGCUUCACUUUCUCAAAAGAUAGAAGAUCUGAGCUGUUGCGUUCACUACAUGCUCGCCUGCCUAAGCUCUCUGCUCGACACGUCCUCAUCCCAUCUGCUAACAAGCAGGAAGUGUUUUCUUCAUCACACCAGCGAUGACUCUACCCACACAACCAUCAGAUCAAUCCCAAUCAUUCUGCAUCCGGCUCCUGUUGAGAUUCUGCAGAUGGAGCUGUGCAGGAGGAUGAGAAACCAGUGAUUACGUGCAUCCAGUUGGCUUGACUUAACUGUUGGUUUAUCUGUCCUGCUGAUAGACAGCUCUGGUUUCCUGUGGAGCAGCGCUUUCACAGACAUCCUGUCACCUUUGAGCACAGAUUGCUCCUCCUUUAUUGCAAGGUAGACGCAUCAAUGAGGGUCAAAUAGUAACCAUGGCUACAGGGCUUUUUAUGGUUACAACACACACAAAAGACAACCUGAAAGGUAUGAUUUAUGUACUGAAAGCAUGAAUAUACAGAGGGUAAUGUAAUGAGGUGGUUUUACUGAUACAACACAAUUAUUUUCUGUUCUUUUUUCCCCUCCAUUGAAUCAGUGCAGCCAUGCAGUUGUAAGGAUGUUGCUCAAAGAUUAGAUAAAUGGCACUAUGACUUUCCAAAAGCUUAAACGAAUGCUUAAACUUUUUUUUAUAAUGCAUCUGUUUUAUAAAUAAGAGCUACUGGUAUUGAAACAGAGGCGAUAAGGAUCAUCUCUGUCAUCAUUUGCUGUAGCAUGUAGUCUCAUUCCAAGAAAUGCACAGAUAAUCUUAACAGGACGUAUGUUUGUUAAUGAUACAUAAUGAAACACUUGAAAUGCACUGCACUUGCAAACUGCAGUUACUUGUGGUUUCCCGUAUUGGAAAUAUCUUCUUCCUACUUGUAAUUUUUCCCACACUUGGUAUCAAACUUGACAUUGUAACAAAGAAAACUGUAAUUUUUUUUUUUUUGCACCUGUAACCACCUACCUUUUUGUAAAUAAGUUUUGUUGCAGUGUCAGGUGCUUUUUCUCUGUUCAAACUGUAAAUACUGUCUAUUUAAGUUCUGUAAAUAAAAAUCUAAUUAUACCCAA
Messenger RNA from Melanotaenia boesemani (Boeseman's rainbowfish), 1949 nucleotides. It is a transcript of the gene tm2d3, whose product is annotated as TM2 domain containing 3. The record is from RefSeq and is a predicted model, not a curated record. NCBI's taxonomy places the organism in Eukaryota, Metazoa, Chordata, Actinopteri, Atheriniformes, Melanotaeniidae. The transcript is spliced from 6 exons. The coding region runs from base 32 to 820 and encodes 262 amino acids.